Messenger RNA from Dictyostelium purpureum, 6569 nucleotides. RefSeq lists its product as uncharacterized. Gene Ontology annotation, biological process: protein phosphorylation. Lineage: Eukaryota; Evosea; Eumycetozoa; Dictyosteliales; Dictyosteliaceae. The transcript is spliced from 3 exons. Gene Ontology annotation, molecular function: eukaryotic translation initiation factor 2alpha kinase activity; protein binding; ATP binding. The record is from RefSeq and is a predicted model, not a curated record. Gene Ontology annotation, cellular component: cytosol. The coding region runs from base 1 to 6471 and encodes 2156 amino acids.
AUGAACAACAAUAGUAAUAAUAAUAGUAAUGGUAAUUCGCCACCACCAUUAUUAGAUCCAGAGAAUGAUAGUAAACAACAAGACGAAAUUGAUGUUUUAAAAUCAAUCUUUUUUGAUAGGUUUGAGGAGUUACCAAUGGAGGGAGUUUGUAGAAGAUUUAAAAUUACAAUAAUACCCCACCCAACUGGUAGUGUUAGUCAAAAUUUUUGUUCAGUUAAAUUAUGUAUAAAAUAUACACCAAAUUAUCCAAAUUCAUUUCCAAAAAUUAGUUUAGAAAAAGUUAAAGGACUAUCGGAUGAACAAAUUAUGGAAUGUGAACAACUAUUAAAACUAAAAUUAAUACCAGGUGAAAUAAUAGUGUUCGAAUUGUGCCAAGCUACUCAAGAGUUUUUACUAUUAUACAAUAAUAAAGAGACUGGUAGCUUACACGACGAAAUGAUAAAAAGAUUAACAAACAGUAGCGGUCAAACAAUUAGAGAUAGUGACGAUAGGGGAAUGGACUAUGAUUACUAUGAUGAAGAGUAUUGCGAAGACAAUAGUGAAGAAAAUGAUAAUAUGAUCAUCAAUAGUGAUGAAGAGGACGACUAUGCCUUAUUAAACAACAGUGGUAGUAAUAGCAUAUUAAAUAGUAAUAAUGAAAGUAAUAAUAACAUUAGAAACAAACCAAAUCAUCGUAAUCCAUUAAAAGAAGAACAGGAAAUGUAUAGUAGUAAUAGUAGUAAUAAUAUCAGUAAUAGUAGCAGACCACCCUCUUCUCCAAUAAUACCUCAAAACUUUAGUUUUGAUUCUUUAAAUGCUUUAGACCCAGAUAGUAUAUUUGAAGAGAAUAACGAUGAAUUAGCAACAAUCAAAGGUAGUUUAAGUAUUGACUUUGAUGACAUAAGGGGCUUCAGAAACAACGAUAGUGAAAACGAACCAAACAACAAUACAAACAUCAAUUGCAAUAUAAAAAAGAAGAGAAAGGGUAAAAAAGAUAGAAGAUAUAUAAACAAAUUUGAUGAUAUACCGGCAGUAGCUUCACAAAACCAAGAGAAUAAUAAUGAAGAAGAUAAUGACAGUGAUAAUAAUAAAGAUGACAACGAUGAUAAUAUUCAAGAUAGUAGCAACAACAACACCACUAAUAAUAAUAAUAAUAGUUUAAUAGAUGAUAUUAAAAUACCAAAAGUAAAAUGGAAACAAGGAAAUUGUAUUGGGCAGAAAUCAUUUUAUUCUGUAUAUGAAGGUAUCAAUUUACAAAAUAACAAGAAAAUGAUUUGCAAGAUUAUAGACCUAAGUGUAGAUGAAAGAAAUUCAAAUUUAUAUAACAGUUUUAAUAGCAGCAACAGUUUAACAAAUAACAGCUCAAGUAAUAAUGAAGAUGAUAGCGAUGGAGAUGAAUCACCAAGUAAUGAAAUUGAUGAAAACAAGUUAAAAAAAGAUUUAGCAAUCAAAGUAAAUUUAAUACAAAGAGAAAUCGAAUCAAUGAAAUAUUUAGAUAAUCCAUUCAUUAUAAAGUACUAUGGCACCAAUUAUGACCAAGAUUCACUUUACAUCUUCCAAGAGCACAUCCCACUAAGCCAAACAUUACAGCAAAAGAUUCUUAGCAUGGGAGUUGGCUUUGCAGAAGAUGUCGUCAGAAAAUUUACUUAUCAAUUGCUUUUAGGCUUACUCUUUUUACACUCACAACAAAUCCCACACAGAGAAAUGACUUCGGAUAAUAUCAUAUUUGAUGAAACCAAACCCAAAAUGUAUCUUACAAACUAUGGUGGUAAAGCAAUGAAGAUCUUUGAUCACUUUGACCAACUCAAUUCAAUAAAGAAUUUAAAUCAUUGGGUAAAGCCAAAAGAAUCUGAAAGAUUUAACAACUUUGUAUUUCGUCGUGAGGAUCUGGUUAAUUUAGGUAUCGUUGUUUUAGAAAUGCUCUGUGGUAGUAUGUUGGCCAAUACUCCUGCUGUUAAGAAUUUCCUUUCCCAAUUAAAACAAUUAUAUACUCCCCAACAAAACCAUAUUCCACCACCACCUCUUCAAUACCAACUACAGCAACAAUAUGAUUUAAUUAAAGAGGUCGAAUCAAAAACCCAUCCCUCAAGUGGAUCAAUUUCAUCACAUGUAAAAGAUUUCCUUUCAGUUUGUUUCACUUUUAAUAGUGGGGAUCCAAGUGAAAAACUUAAAUUAGAAGCUGGUAUCCUUUUAAAUCAUCCAUUCAUAAACACUAGAAACUUUUCUCCACCUUCAAACUUUAUGAAUAUUACCAAUAAUUUGAAACUACUAGAUAGUAGAAGUAAAUUGAAAAAGAAUCUGUCAAGCUCUACAUCCUCAGAAGUAUUAAGCUCAUCAACAAAUACAUCUUGUGAAAUUUCAUUAAGAAAUACAAAUUCAUCAAUGAGUAUACCAACCACACCAAUAAGCAAGGGCCAACAAACCAAGCAAAAUACCUCACCAACACUAAAUAAUAAUAAUAAUAAUCAAUUAUCACCAUCGAAUAAACAAGCAUUACCAACAACACCCUCUAAAAAUAAAAAUUUUCAUGAUCAACAAGAAAUGUAUGGUCUAUAUUCAAGAUAUAAAAGUGAUUUUGAAGAGAUUGAAAUGAUUGGUAAAGGUGGCUUUGGUGUUGUUGUAAAGAGCAGAAAUAAGUUAGAUUUAAGAUACUAUGCAAUCAAGAAAAUUAAAACCACAGCAUAUUCCGAUCAUGGUAAUGAGCAUGAUAGCUCAUUAAAUAAACUUUUAAGAGAAGUCACAACUUUAUCAAGAUUGCAUCAUCAAUUUGUAGUCAGAUAUUAUCAAGCUUGGAUUGAAAAAACUGAUGUAUCAAUGCUUCCCAUCGAUGAACAUGAAGAUUUAUCUGGUGAUUUAGAAACUGAUGCCAGUGAAGAUUGGUUUUUACAAUCCAGUAUUAACAACAGUAGAUCAAUUAUAUCUCGUGAUUCAUAUAGUGGCCUAAGUUUAUCAACAAAUACAUUAAAUAGAAGUAACAAUGGUUUAAAUAAAUUAAUUAGUAGUGCAACAAGUGAUGAAAUUGGUACAAGUUGCUCAAAUAAUGAAAAAACAAGGAUCAUUGAAAAUAAAAAGAAACCAUCUACAAAGAAAAAACAAAAAGGAAAAAAGAAAAAGAAAUUAAAGCAACAACUAUUAGAGUCUCAAUUAAAUCAAUCACAAAGCUUUAGCUAUAGUGGCAAUACCGAAGAAAGUGAAGCUGGUGGUGUUGGUCUGGAUGAAUCUAGAAUCAUUGAAAAUGAAUCAGAUAGUUUCAGUGAUAUAUAUGAUGAUGAAGAUGACGACGACGAUGAAAACCAAGAUGACAAUGAUGACGAUGAAGAAAAUGAAGAAAACAACUUUACAAACGAUGAUGAAGACGAUGAUAAUCAAGAUGAUGAAGAUGAAGAUGACGAUGACGAUGAUUCAAAUUAUAAUGACUCUUUGUUGGAGUAUAGUGUUACUGGCUAUGGCAAUAGCGGUAUGACAGGUAUUGAAUCAAACUACAACUAUCAGGAAAAGUCACGUAUAAUUACCAAUAGCAUGUCAAGACAAUCAAAAUCCAGAAAACUUUCAGCCAAAACAAAACCAAAAGAAACCCACACUCUUUACAUUCAAAUGGAAUAUUGUAGUAAAAAGACUCUAAAAACCCUUAUUGAUAAUGGGCAAAUUUCAGAAGAAGAAUCUUUCAGGUUGUUACGUCAAAUUGUUGAAGGUUUAAAUCACAUUCAUAAUCAACAAAUUAUUCAUAGAGAUUUAAAACCAGCAAAUAUCUUUAUUGAUAAUGAACAAAAUGUUAAAAUUGGUGAUUUUGGUUUAGCAACAUCGGGUGUAUCAAAUAAAGAGGAUGAAAUAAAUAUUGGCAAAAUGAAUUUGUCAUCGUCAACAUCCUCAACCAAUAACUUCACACAACAAUAUCCAUCCCAUACUUGGAAUGAUGAUAAUCACUCGAUGACUGGUGGCGUUGGUACACCAUUUUAUUGCUGCCCAGAAAUUUUAGAAAAGAAUAUCAAGCAUUAUAAUAACAAAGUUGAUAUGUAUUCUCUAGGUAUUAUAUUUUUCGAAAUGUGCUUCACCUUUCAAACACAAAUGGAACGUAGUAAUAUUCUUCGAGAUUUAAGAGACAACCUAAAGUUCCCACAUGGCUUUGAAUCAUUAAAACCAGAUCAAGCAAAUAUUAUCAGAUCACUUCUAUCCCGUGACCCAAGCAAAAGACCAUCAACCAAAGAUCUCUUGGAAAGCGGUUUAUUACCAUCAAAAAUGGAAGAUGAGCUUUUAAAGGAGGCUAUUAAAACCAUUGCAAAUCCAACCAUUUCAUUAUACUCCUAUUUAAUGGAGAAACUAUUUAGCAUCACCAGUGAUGAACACAUUAUGUCACGUUAUCUGUAUACAUCAAAUCCAUCAUUAUCGCCGAUGCACCUGAUAUGUCGUGAAAGAACUUUUGUACGUUUAGAAAACAUAUUUAGAAACCAUGGUGCACUUAGAAUUGAUACUCCAACACUUUUCCCAAAAGACUCUACUCAUAGCAAUGCUUUAAAUGUUGCCAAGUUCUUGGAUGAAGGUGGUACAGUUGUACAUUUACCCUAUGACCUUACUGUUCCAUGGGCAAGACAUGUUGUAAUUCAUGGCAUUCAACACUCUAAACGUUUCACCUUUGCUCGAGUCUAUCGUAGAUCAGCACCUGGAUUUUCACCCAAAGAACUAUUCGAAUGUGACUUUGAUAUUGUUGGUCCACCAGAAGCCCGUAGUGUCAAUGAUGCAGAAAUUUUACGUAUCGUAGUAGAAAUCAUGGAUGAAUUUUCUAAAGAAUUUGGUCCUAAUAGUAGCUAUAAAAUUCGUCUUAGUCAAUAUAGCAUAUUGGACAGUGUAUUAUCCCAUUGCGGUGUAGACAAAAAAGAUUAUGAUAAAGUAUGUCAAAGCUUAUCAUUCUUAAAUUGGAAGCACGAUUGGGAUCAUGUCUCAAACUCAUUAAGAGAUACACUUUCACCUGGUGUAAUUCACAUGCUCUCCACUAUAUUUAGAAAAGAUCAAGAAUUAGAGAUAGCGGUCGAUCAACUUUCCAAUUUACUAUCAGGCCAUAAAGAAAGCAAAGCAGGUUUGAGUGAUCUUAAAACACUAGUUAGAAAUCUUAAAAUGAUUAAUAUCAUUCACAAAUUUACAUUUGACCUUAGCUUAAUUCAUAAUAUUCAAUACUAUGACGGAAUAGUUUUUCAAGCAGUUGUUCAACGUCAUAAUCCAGCCAAUUCUCAAAACUUUAAAACUGAAAUCAUAAUGGCAGGUGGUAGAUACGAUAAACUAAUUGGCCAACUUCAUCCAAAUCCAUUGCAAUCAGGUAACGUCUGUGGUAUUGGUGUUACUAUUGCCUGUGAAAAAAUUGUAAAUACUGUAUUAAAUUUCAAUAAUCAACAUUUAUUAGCCAAAACAAAAUCACCAAAAUCAAGAUUCCAAUCACAUAUAGAAGUAUUUGUAUGCUCUUUAGGUUCACCAAUGCUUACAGAAAAACUUCAAGUUGCAUCACAACUUUGGUCAGUUGAUGUUAAAGCUGACUACUCCCAAACCGAAUACUCUAGUCAUGAAGAUAUUUACUCUCACUGUAGACAAAAUGGUAUACCAUGGUGUAUCAUUAUUAAAGAAGGUUCAUAUCAACAGGGCACUUUGAAAGUUCGUUACCUAAAGAACAAAAGUGAUGUUUCAAUCCUUAGAAAUAAUUUAGUAGACUAUAUCUUAAAAGAGAAGAAAAUUAAAAAUUUUAGUACAAAUCUUAGUAAUAUAAAUAUAUUUAAUAAUAGCUAUAUAAAUUCAAUUGGUGACAAUAUGAAUAAUAGUAAUAUAAAUAAUGUAAAUAAUAUUUCAAAUAAUAACAACAAUAGCAACAAUAAUAAUAAUAUAAGCUCAAACAACACAAACAGUAAUUUAAAUAGUAAUACGAAUAAUGCGAAUGACUUAACAUCAAGUUUAAAUAGUGUUAGUAGUAUAGGUGGUGGAGGAGGCAGUAUCAAUAGUUCAAACAGUAUUAUAAAUAGUAGCAGCAGUAUCAAUAGCAGUGGCUCAAUUUCGAUAGAUCAUAGUAAUAGUAGUAUUGGAGGUACAAGCCAAACCAAAGUUAGAUUUGGUGGAAAAAGUAUUAUUGGUAGUGGCGGUGUAGUAAGCAGUGUAGUGAAUUUAAACGAAGAUCCAUCAAGUAACUUAAAACUCUGUUUAGAAGUCCUAGGUUGUGACGAUUCAAUUAAAAAAUCAAAAUUAGAAACUACCAUCCGUGAACACGUUUCAAGGCUAUUUAAAGAUUUCAUUCAAACUAAAGGAUCUACUAUUAGAGUUGUAGCUGUUGAUAUCGCAUAUAAUAUAAUUAGAGAAUUUUCAAUGACAGAUUAUGGUGACUCCUCAAAAAAUACUCGUGCAAACAAAGAAAAGCUUCAACAUUUAAAAGCACAAAUUUUAAAAUGGAAAGUUUAUCCUUUUGUUGUAAUCUAUUCAUACAAAGACGAUAAAUCAAUUAUAUUUAACAAUAAUAUUUAACAAUAAAAAAUAUAUAUAAUUUAUAAAUAAUAAAUAAUAAAGAAAUAAAGAAAAAAAAAAUAUAUUUUUAAAUUUUUUUUAUUUUAUUUAAAAUUCUA